AUGUUCUCCUUGAACUCUGUCUUCUGGUUUCUGAAGAUUUCCUUUAUUUUUUGUCAUUUGAGUGACCCCAGAUGCUUUUGGAGAAUAAAAGACACUGAAAAUAAUAUAGGAGAUACAGAAACUUAUUGUUUCUUUUCUAUUUCCACAAAACAUGGCUAUGUGAAGAAUGAUUAUUUCAGUUGGAAUCUAGACAAGCAGGUGACACCCAAGACCAGGCAUUUGAUUUUCUCUGUUUAUCUUGCCUUGGAGGAAAUAAAUGAUAGCUUCCAUAUUUUACCCAACAUUUCUCUGGUAGUUAAUAUUGAAUGUGUCCUACAAAAAUACGGUGAGAAAACUGGUUUGCUCUUGAGAAGUGAGAAACUUAUUCCUAAUUACUACUGCAUAAAUGAGAGAAGAUAUUUAAUUGUACUUACAGCACCAACAUGGGCAAUAUCUACAAAACUUGGACCUUUCCUUUUUAUGUCCCGAAUUCCUGAGCUUUACUGCGGUCAUUUUCAUCUUCCUCUUAGUAAUAAUGAACAAUUUCCUCAUCUUUACCAAAUAUCUAAAAAGGACACAUCUCUACCACUAGCCAUGGUGUCCUUAGUGGUUCAUUUCAGAUGGAACUGGAUAGGAGUAAUCAUUACAAAUGAUGACCAUGGAAUUCAAUUCCUUUCUGAAUUGAGAGGAGAAAUGCAAAACAACAUUGUCUGUUUAUCAGUUGUUAUUACUAUCAAAACUCAGAAGCUCGUGGCCCUUAAAGAGUUACAUAUGAAUUAUAAACAAAUCUUAAUGUCAUCAGCAAAAGUUGUGAUAGUUUAUGGAUACAAAGACUCUCCCAUAAUCUAUGCCCUCAUUUCAUGGAAAUCUCAUGGCAUUUUUAGAAUCUGGGUUAGUGUGUCACAAUUUGAUAUGAUCACGAUUCGAGGAGAUUUCUUGCUCUACUCCUCCACUGGGACUUUCAUUUUCUCACACCAGAAACCUGAAAUAUCCGGCUUUGAACAAUUUAUACAAACAGUACACCCUUCAAAUUACAGUAGUGAAUUUUCCUUUGCCAAACUCUGGUGGACAUAUUUUAGAUGUUCUUUGCCACCUUCUGAUUGUAAGAAACUAAAGAAUUGUCCCACCAAAACUGUGUUUAAAUGGUUAUUCAUGACACCACUUGGAAUGGCCAUGAGUGAUACAUGCUAUAACUUAUACAAUGCUGUGUAUGGUGUGGCCCACUCACUCCAUGAAAUGCUUCUACAACAAGUAGACGCAUGGUCAAAGAAUGCUGGGAAGGAACUGGAAUUUGACCCUUGGAAGAUGUUCUCUGUUCUGAAGACCAUACAAUUUAUAAAUCCUGCUGGAGACUUAGUCAAUAUGAACCAGAAUUUGAGACAGGAUGUAGAGUAUGACGUUUUCUAUAUCAUGGAUUUUCAAAAAGUUUAUGGACUUAAAAUGAAAAUAGGAAGAUUUUCAGGGCAACUUUCAAGUGGUCAACAGCUAUAUAUGUCUAAAGAAAUUAUUGAGUGGGCUACAGAUAUUGAUCAGAUUCUACCCUCAAUAUGUAGUAUGCCUUGCAGGCCAGGACUCAGAAAAUCCCCUCAGGAAGAAAAGGACAUCUGCUGUUUUGGUUGUAACCCCUGUCCAGAAAAUGAAAUUUCCAACAUGACAAACAUGGAUCAGUGUGUGAAAUGUCCAGAAAAUCAAUAUGCCAAUGAAGACCAUACUCUCUGCCUCGAAAAAGUUGUGGCUAUUUUAGAUUACAAAGACCCUUUGGGGAAAGCACUGGCUGGCUUUGCUCUAUGCUUCUCUGUCCUUACAUCUGUUGUAUUGGGUAUCUUCCUGAAAAACAGAGAUACUCCCAUAGUCAAAGCCAACAACCAAUCUCUCAGCUUUGUCCUACUCAUCUCCCUCAUAUUUUGUUUUAUCUGUUCCUUGCUUUACAUUGGUCAUCCCACUAUGGUCAUCUGUAUCCUGCAGCAGACCACAUUUGCCAUUGUGUUCACUGUGGCUACCUCUACUAUCUUGGCCAAGACAGUUAUUGUAGUACUGGCUUUCAAGAUAACUGUCCCCGGAAGAAGAAUGAGAUGGCUGCUUGAGAUAGGGGCACCAAAAUACAUAAUUCUCAUAUGCACAAUAAUUCAGCUGAUUCUUUGUGGAAUCUGGCUAGGAACUUCUCCUCCAUUUGUUGAUGCUGAUGUACACAUGGUACAUGGCCACAUCAUCAUUGUUUGCAACAAAGGUUCUGUGAUUGCAUUCUACUGUGUCCUUGGAUACAUGGGCUCUGUUGCUCUAGCAAGUUUCACUGUAGCUUUCUUGGCCAGGAAUCUGCCUGAUACAUUCAAUGAAGCCAAGCUCUUGACAUUCAGCAUGCUGGUGUUCUGUAGUGUCUGGAUCACUUUUAUCCCUGUCUAUCACAGCACCAAAGGCAAGACUAUGGUUGCCGUGGAAGUUUUCUCUAUUUUGGCGUCCAGUGCAGGGUUGCUUCUUUGCAUUUUUGCCCCCAAAUGCUAUAUUAUUUUAUUAAAACCACAGAAAAAUUCUUUUCAAAAGUUCAGAAAACCACAUGCUAUAGCUGACAAUAUAAGUUAA
Mus musculus (house mouse) is the source of this 2556-nucleotide messenger RNA. RefSeq names its product vomeronasal 2, receptor 70 (gene Vmn2r70). NCBI's taxonomy places the organism in Eukaryota, Metazoa, Chordata, Mammalia, Rodentia, Muridae. Gene Ontology annotation, biological process: G protein-coupled receptor signaling pathway. The record is from RefSeq and is marked validated. Gene Ontology annotation, cellular component: membrane; plasma membrane. The transcript is spliced from 6 exons. Gene Ontology annotation, molecular function: G protein-coupled receptor activity. The coding region runs from base 1 to 2556 and encodes 851 amino acids.